CAGUCCUAACUUAACACUUGUUUUUUCCCUGGCCAUAUACAUAGAGAUAAUGGUUUUUUUUGUUGCAAAUUUGAAACUCUGGAGGUUGUUCCUCAGCUGAAAACGUGUUAAGACCCCACCAAGACGGACGGAAAGGCGCGUUUUUGUCUCGCAGUCUUCAAAAAGAUGGACAUGCACGCACAGAGCCGGACGUUGGUGGUGAAGAGGUUCUUCCAGGAUCUGGAGGUGACCAACAUGAGCGACAUCAACAAAGCCAGCCCUCACGGCUGCGACAACGGCGCUCUGACGGACAGGUUCGGGGUUCUGAUCCAGGGACUUCUGGCCAUCGUAGCCUUCAGCACGCUGAUGUUGAAAAGGUUCCGGGAGCCUGUGGGGAUCCGACGCCCUUGGAGGAUCUGGUUUUAUGACACGUCCAAGCAGGCCAUUGGCGCUUUGUUCAUCCACUUUUCCAACGUCUUCCUCUCCACGCUCACCAAAGAGGACCCAUGCUCACUCUACCUGAUGAACUUCCUUUUGGAUGCCACCAUGGGGAUGCUGGUCAUCUGGCUGGGGGUGAAAGUGGUGUCCAAAGUGGUGGAGCACAAGCAGUGGACGCUGCUCACCUUUGGAGAGUACGGUGACCCCCCCCAGGCGGCAGCGUGGCUGGGUCAGUGUGGCAUCUACCUGCUCAUCAUGGUGCUGGAGAAAGGUGCCAUCAGCCUGGUGCUGCUCGUCCCAGGAUGGUCCAAACUGCAGGAGGUUCUGCUGGGCUACAUCGCCAACCCGCAGCUGGAGCUGGCGCUGGUUAUGCUCAUCGUGCCCUUCAUCGUCAACUCCAUCAUGUUCUGGGUGGUUGACAGCCUGAUGAUGAGGAAGUACAAGAGUAUGAAGAGCCUGGACGACUCGUGUGAUGGCUCCGUGAAGAAGGCCGACCCGCUGCCCUGGGCUGUCAAUGACGAGUCUCAGGUUCUCCUCACAGUGGACACAGAUACCGACGAGGAGCCCAACGAUGGAGACUCGUUGCCUCCGGUGCAGUACUCUGGCGCGCCAGUGAGGCCCAGCUGGGUGGGGGUGUGAAGCCACCACGAUCUAAACCACACGUGGUUACCUCAUCAAAUUAAAGGUCUGAGCGUCACCUUUCAAGUGGGAACGCCACCGUGUGAAGUUGUAAAUCAACAACAUUGAGGACUCGGGAGACGAGCUGCACUUCAAAAUGCGGAAAAUAAAUCUGCCCGUGCUCUUUUGGGACUUUUGGGAACGCCGUCACCGCUCUCAAUCAUCUCGUGUUCCAAAGAGGAGCCUGACAUAAGAUGCAGAACGCUUUCAAGAAACCUUUUGAUGGAAGGUGUGAUUAUUAUUCCUACAUGCUGCGGCUGUUUGCUUAAACUUCCAUGGAAGGUUAGCGUUCAUUACAAGACUUACAAGAAACUGCCUCAGCACGGCAAACAUGGAGUUGAACUGAAGAACAAAGAAGAAGAAGGUUCUGAGGGAUAUGUCACAAUGUCACAGUCACGGCACACAACAAAGUGUGUGUAUUGCGUUGUGGACUCCUAUAGCAGCUACACACGAUAACCCGCACACAAAGAUGUCUAGAUCUUCCAGAGUCUGCACCUAUCCAGCUCUAUUUCUUUGGGUUUUGUUGUUCCCGCGAAAACAGUCUGUUUGAAUGUAUUCCACCCGCAGGCCGCCUCCAGCCUCGCCCACUCCGCUGUUGUUGGUCACACUCCUUAAUGCAUAGAAACACUUUGGGUUUGUGCUGCUAACUUAAAACGGCAAAUUAUCUUUACGUCUGCUUUUAACAUCCAGCCAUAUGUGUUGGAUCCCAAAUCCGAUCUGGAAGUAAAGACUGGACAGUAGGGAUUGACCGAUAUGUUUUUUUUCCGGCCGAUGCCGAUACCGAUUUUUUUCCAUCACCCUUAGCCGAUGGCUGAUUUUGCUUGGGCCGAUAUUUGUAGCCGAUACUGCUUUUGCUCCCUCAAUUUAUAUGAGAAAAUGACAAUGAUAACAAAUAUUCCAGGUCUCAAGUUUAAACAAAUAUUUAUUGAAAUGUAAACACUGAACACAGUAGGAUUCAUCUUUCUUAAACACACAUUUAAACGGCAUUAUCAAUUUUAAAAGGAAUAAAUAUUCAACCAUGUGUAAAACAAAUUCUGUCGUAGUUGAAGUUUUAUCUAGCAUGGAUGUGAUGACUGCUCCUCCGCAGUGUGACGCGCACCCCCCCCCCCCCCCCCCCCGUCCGCCUCCACACACAAACACAUCACACUGACACAAUUUAGUAAGAUAUAUAAAACAUUUCUCUCAUCAUUAAAGUUUGUGUUGUACACACUAAAGACCUCUCAUAAGUAGACACGGCUGCUCCAAUUCCUUCUGUGUGUGCGUGCGUGCAUGCUCGGAGAGAGCAACACACACGUAACACGACACGCAUUUAACCUCAGCCCGGCUGAAUGAUACCGACUAUCGGCCGAUACCGACUCAAGUAAAGAACGCAAAUAUCGGCCCGAUAUAUCGGCCGGCUGAUGUAUCGCUCGAUCCUUACUGGACAGUCCCAAGUUUGGUUUUCUACAGCAUUUUUUUAACAUCUAAUGUGGCCACUUGUGGGAAAUGGCUAUUAGCAGCACCGCUCCCUGUAUGCACACUAUAUAAUGCUUCACAGACAAGCGUGUUUGCUCCAUGACUUAGCCAAAAUGAAGACAGUUGGACACUGAUAAACUGUUACUUACUGCUGCCUCUCUGUGACAUCACAAAGGAACAGUUUUACCACACCUUCUGAAACAGAGCGUUUUGAGCCAUCUCAAACUUCUUUCAGGACUCACUUCCAAAUGCUCAAACCUCAUGAUCUGAACCUUUGGCAUGGUUUAACACCAGAAUACAACAUUCUAACUACUUUUAUAGGUCAGAAAAGUGGAAAAAGUAUCAUAGACAAAUAUGUAAAAAUGAUGUUUUUGUGGUACAUGUACGCUGAAUUGUCGCAUAUGUAUAAAUUAUUACCCACUUAUGAUGAAUGUCAAAAGGAAAAACAGCUUGUUUUUAAAGAAAGAAAUUUGGGGAGGACCAAAAAUCCGCAAAUUUGAAUAUUGUGUAUGUAUUUUUCUAGCCUUUUUUAAUGUCUAAAAAUAG
Doryrhamphus excisus (bluestripe pipefish) is the source of this 3096-nucleotide messenger RNA. RefSeq names its product transmembrane protein 110, like (gene tmem110l). The record is from RefSeq and is a predicted model, not a curated record. Lineage: Eukaryota; Metazoa; Chordata; Actinopteri; Syngnathiformes; Syngnathidae. Gene Ontology annotation, cellular component: membrane.